Sorex araneus (European shrew) is the source of this 1826-nucleotide messenger RNA. RefSeq lists its product as uncharacterized. The coding region runs from base 122 to 1012 and encodes 296 amino acids. The record is from RefSeq and is a predicted model, not a curated record. NCBI's taxonomy places the organism in Eukaryota, Metazoa, Chordata, Mammalia, Eulipotyphla, Soricidae. The transcript has 3 exons.
CAUGCGCUAGCCUCAUCCGGGGCCCGGGUUGGUUGCCCGCAGCCCAUUCUCAGCAGCGACCAACCCAAAACGUGGUCCGGGGCGGACUGGGGAGGUGGCCGAGCCCCGCAGCCACGCGCGCAUGUCCCCGGGACACACCCACGCACACCGUCUUCCCAGCCCCGCGUGCAUCUCCCAGACACACACCCACGCACACCGUCAUCCUGCCCCGCGCGCAUCUCCCCGGCACACACCCACGCACACCUUCUUCCCAGCCCCGCGCGCAUAUCCCCGGGACACACCCACGCACACCGUCUUGCCAGCCCCGCGCGCAUCUCCCAGACACACACCCACGCACACCGUCUUCCCAAUCCCGCGCGCAUCUCCCCGGCACACACCCACGCACACCGUCAUCCAGCCCCGCGCGACCAUCUCCCAGAGACACACCCACGCACACCGUCAUCCAGCCCCGCGCGCAUCUCCCGGGCACACACCCACGCACACCGUCUUCCCAGCCCCGCGCGCAUCUCCCGGGCACACACCCACGCACAGUCUUCCCAGCCCCACGCGCAAGCCAAGCCUGGGCGCGGACGAGCCUCCGAGUGUCGGAGAGCCGCGAAAGCUCCACUCACCCGCCUCUUCCGAGCUGGAUCAGGGGAGGAGCGGCGAGGGGAGGCUGGAGAGACCCUUCUUUGCUUUUCGCCCUUCCAGAGAGUGGAAAUUUCCGUCGUGUGAUAGCGGGCAGCAUCCCCAGUGUCGCGUUUCUGGCGGACCCUCCCUUCCAGCCUGGGCACCAAUCACAGCGAGGCAACCUGAGCUGCUCAGGAAAGCAUCCUCCCAGGCUGCCAGAAGUCACGCCUCGACCCCCUCCCCUCGGCGCCAUCUUGCCACAGCCAACAGUGAAGGAUCCAGGCCGUUCCAGCAGGCACUGCAAGCCGGAGAAUGCUCCGGACCCCAGACCGGGCCAACAACACCGGGGUGCCAGACGAUAAAGGUACAGCCAGCACGCCUUCUCCAGAUGGAGCCCCCGUGACACUGAGCUUUCACUAACACGGCUCCGGUAUGCAGGACUGGGACAUCUCCUGAUAUACAUAAAAUAUGCUCAGGAAUGGCUCCGCCACCCCUGACCGUCCAAUAUCCCAGAGGCACAGAAACCAAUCUCAGAAUGUAGCGGCUGCUGGCAGAUAUACUCCUGGACUCUGAACUAUGAAACGGCCCCAUGCAGCCUCGGGAGGGGAAGGGUUUCUGUCCCUUGGCCUUUCCCGCCCUGGACAGCAUGGCAACCGACAUUGUUCAGAACCAGUUGGACAGAGAGGUGGGAGUUUGCAGUGAUGGGAUGAGAUGCAUGGCGAAUCUUGCAAUGGGAGAGGCAGAACCGGCCCUGCCUCCUGCCCAAAUGAGACCCCGAGUGGUCACCCAUGAACAGCUCCUGCGCUCCUGAACAGCAGUGAUCCCAGCGCCACAGAAACCAAUCUCGGAAUGCAGCGGCUGCUGGCAGAAAUACCUCUGGACUUAAUGCCAGAAUUCCAAAACUGGGCGGCCACUUUCGCGACUGUGCAACAUCAUAUGCUCUUUGUUACCAACAAUAGAAAACAUACAAUCUAAUGAUGCCAUUCCAACAGGUCUGACUGUUGGGGGAAAACCUCCAAAUAAUGAUAGUGAGUUUCCUGUCGAAAAUUGAAUGUAAUCAAAGUCCUUGAAGAAUGUCAUAUGAUCAUAGCAAUCGAUGUUUGCUGCAACAAAGCCAAAAUAUGUUUGUGUGUCUGUCCAAAAGAAAGAAAGAUUAAGAAAGAAAUUACAUAUAAAGGAAAGCCCAUAAGAUUCACAGUGGAUCUAUCAAAUGUGAC